Molecule: messenger RNA, 2202 nt
Organism: Arachis stenosperma
Lineage: Eukaryota; Viridiplantae; Streptophyta; Magnoliopsida; Fabales; Fabaceae
Product: serine/threonine-protein kinase Nek4-like
Exons: 15
Coding region: 129-1976 (615 amino acids)
Biological process (GO): protein phosphorylation
Molecular function (GO): protein kinase activity; ATP binding
Source: RefSeq, a predicted model, not a curated record
CACCACCAAAACAAAACAAAGCUCCACUUUCACUUCCUCUUUAUCACUUUUAUCUUCAGCUAUCUCUUCCAUUUCUGGCAAUGAAGUUUGAACCUUUGAAGUGUUGAUCUUCUCAUUUCACAGAAAAAAUGGAGAAGUAUGAGAUUCUUCAACAGAUUGGCAAAGGUUCCUUUGGUUCUGCUCUUCUUGUUAGGCACAGACAUGAAAACAGAAAGUAUGUACUCAAGAAGAUCAAACUUGCUCGCCAAACUGACAGAACUCGUAGAUCUGCUCAUCAAGAGAUGGAACUCAUCUCUAAAGUUCGAAAUCCAUUUAUUGUGGAAUAUAAAGAUUCCUGGGUAGAAAAGGGUUGCUUUGUAUGUAUCAUCAUCGGCUAUUGUGAAGGCGGAGAUAUGGCUGAAGCUAUAAAAAAGUCUAAUGGUAUUCAUUUUUCCGAAGAGAAGCUUUGUAAGUGGCUUGUUCAACUGUUGAUGGCACUUGAUUACUUGCAUGCGAAUCAUAUUCUGCACCGUGAUGUCAAGUGUUCAAAUAUAUUCUUGACAAAAGAUCAAGAUAUACGUCUAGGUGACUUUGGUCUUGCUAAAAUGUUGACAUGUGAUGAUCUUGCUUCCUCGGUUGUCGGGACUCCAAGUUAUAUGUGUCCGGAGCUUCUUGCUGAUAUACCUUAUGGCUCUAAGUCAGAUAUCUGGUCUUUAGGAUGCUGUGUUUAUGAAAUGGCUGCACAUAAGCCAGCUUUCAAAGCUCUUGAUAUGCAAACAUUGAUUAAUAAAAUAAACAAGUCUUUAGUGGCUCCACUACCAACCAUGUAUUCCAGUCCAUUUCGAGGGCUUGUCAAGAGUAUGCUGCGGAAAAAUCCAGAGCUUAGGCCAAGUGCUGCAGAGUUACUAAAUCAUCCACAUCUUCAGCCUUAUAUUCAUAAAAUUCACCUGAAACUCAAUACCCCAAGAAGAAGUACUUUUCCCUUCCAGUGGCAUGAUUCGAGUUACUUAAGGAGAAACCGCUUUUUCGAGCCAGAAUCUGUUUCUACUAUUUCAGACAGACACAAAAGAUUAUCCUUUAGCAAUGACAGAGCUUUGAAUCCUAGUAUUUCUGGAACUGAAGUAGGUUCUCUCUGUUCUGCUCAAAGAGCACAAGGAUCCUUCACUUAUUCAAAAGAGAGAUUGUAUGAUCUUUCUAUUGGUUGUGUCCGGGAAGAGUUGAAUGCUAACAAGUCGAAAGCAGCAAAGUUCUCUGCUUUCGACAGGACACCAAGAUCGCAAGCAGGGAAGAUUUCCACCCCGAGACGGCCGAUAAUACCAUCAAUAUCACAUACUAGCUCCAAGCGUGAUUCACUACCAGCAUCUCCGGCCGCAAAGUUCGCCCCACCAACUCGACGAGCAUCUCUUCCACUUCUUACACCUUCAACUGGAGUCAUGGCAACAGCUACCCCUUACAGAGCCAGCAUUGGCCUUCUAAGAAGCCUGGACUCACCAGAUAUUUCUGUCAAUGCACCACGAAUCGACAAGAUGGCAGAGUUCCCUCUAGCAUCCUGCGAGGGCAAUCAUUUCUUCCCUGUUCGUGGCACCUCAUCAACGUCGGCUCAUUGCUCAUCUAGCUCCCCCGGUAGCGCCGAAUGCUCAUUCACAAAAGACAAGUGUACAGUCCAAGUUGUGGACAAGGCCAGUGUCCCUACUAUUACCACUGGUGUUAAUAGCACUCCAGCUCCGGUCUCUCACGGCAGCGAAUGCUCUGAGCCUGGGGCAACCAUUGUUUCAAGCCAUUCCUCGGCUGACUCUCGUCAGCGCAGGUUCGACACCUCGUCGUACCAGCAGCGCGCGGAGGCGUUGGAAGGGUUGCUGGAGUUCAGUGCAAGGCUCCUACAGCAACAGAGGUUUGAAGAGCUUGGUGUGUUGUUGAAACCAUUUGGACCUGAGAAGGUUUCACCAAGGGAAACAGCUAUUUGGUUGACUAAGAGCUUCAAAGAAACUGCGGCAUAAGGUUUCUUUUCUAAUGCAAACUCUUAUGAUAAUUAACCAGGGACAGUAUAUAUUAAUUAAUGUAGUUCUACUUAAUGACAUUAGAGUUAAUGGUAAGAUUAGAUCCUAGAUCCUAAUCAUAUAUAUAAGUGUAGGCACUUUCUUAGAUGUAAUCACUUUUAUUUGGUUAUUUUGCAGUAGUAGUUUGAACUUUGAAGGUGAUGAUUAUCUCAAUCUCACCAAUAGA